UAUUGUAACCGAUCCGUUUUCACCCUACACAAAGAACGGGAGGAAACGGCCCCAAAGCCAAACCCUCUCGUCUUCCACCCUCCUUCCCCUUCCCCUUCCCCUUCUCCGCGGCGGCAGAGUCAAGCUCAGGAGCUCGCUACCGAGAUUGGCUCGAUCUUGCUUUCCCAAGAAGCAUAAAUUUCUUUAGGGUUUUGGCGUCUCCGCGAGGGAGCUGAGUUAGGCGGGGCCUUCGUGAUGGCGGGCACGAAGGCGGACGCCAACGCGGAAACGGGGGGCGGCGGCGGUUCCUUCAGCGAGCAGAGGCUGGCAGAGAAGCUCGACAAGCUCAACAGCUCCGCGGCGAGCAUCCAGACGCUUUCACAAUGGUGCAUUUUUCACCGCAAGAGAGCCAGAAGAGUAGUAGACACAUGGGAAAAGCAGUUUAAUAGUGCAACGAAGGAUAAGAAAGUAUCAUUCCUGUAUCUAUCAAAUGAUAUCCUGCAAAACAGCAAACGUAAGGGAGGAGAAUACGUGAAUGAGUUCUGGAGGGUUCUACCUAGAUCACUGAAACAUGUCUAUGAAAAUGGGGAAGAGGAAGGAAAGAAAGUGGUGGCGAGAUUAAUAGGAAUUUGGGGUGAAAGGAAGGUUUUUGGGACCCGUAUUGAAAGUCUGAAAGAUGACAUCCUUGGUGACAACCCUCCUACAUUGGAUAACAAUGGGAAUAGUUCAAAACCUAGCUCUAAUCCCUCUUCAAAUUCCAAAGCUGCACGGAAGGAUUCCAGUACAAUAGUAAAAAAACUGACUGUUGGUGGUAUGCCUGAAAAGAUUGUAACUGCAUACCAAUUUGUGCUUGAUAAACAUUUUGAUGAAGACACAGCUUUGAACAAAUGCAAGAGUAUUGUUGGUGUUUUGGAGAAGAUAAAUAAAGAUAUAGAUGAUGCUUGUACCCAUGGUAUUCAGCCAGCAUCAUCAUUGAUUUCCGACCUUCAAGAACAGGAAACAACCCUAAAGCAGUGCAUUGAACAACUUGUAAGUGUCGGUACAGCGAGGAUGUCCCUGAUCAAUCAAUUAAAAGAAGCCCUCAGUGAACAGGAGUCGAAGUCGGAGCUUCUUCGCCAUCAGUUGCAAGUUGCUCAAAUAGAGGCUGAACGUGCCAUGCAACUAAGACAACGACAUGGUGGUGCCCUUGUCAUGAAUGGUGCAGGAUCUAUUUCUAGUCCACUCAUGAUUACUCCUCCAGAGCAAACAGCUACCAUGAUGCAGAGUUUAGGAGUAAGGCCAAUAUCUCCCCAGUUACAACCACUGCAUCCAGCAACCUCACUUCCCACGGCAGUCAGUGCAGUGGGUGAUGAGCCCAAGAAAACGGCAGCAGCUAUGGCAGAUAAGCUUGCAUCUUUGUCAGCACCUGAGCAGGUGCUGUCCUCCAUUUUCUCAUCCUUUGUUGCUGAGCAAGCUGCUUCCAUGAAUAGUGGAUCUCUUUCUGGAGAACUCUCUGCAGGACCGCCAGGCUUCCAGAUUGAAAAGAGGCCUAGGCUUGAGAAAUCCGUGCAGGCAGGUGACACGGUUGCUCCUCCCUAUUUUGGGCAAUUGACACAGGUGCAACGACAGAUUGGAGCAGUACCUACUUCUCUUGGAGGCACACAACCACCAGCACAACCAAAUCAAGCACCUGGCCCAUUUCCACCUCCACCACCAUUGCCAUCUCUAUUGCCACCACUUCUGCAACAAUUUGGUCAAAGUACUGGAGGAAUGAUCGGAAUGGGACCUUUCGCAAUGAUGGCCGGCUCUAUGCCGCCUCCGCCACCAUUGUCUAACAUUCUGCCAGCAGGUUUUCCAAGACCAAGUGGGCCACCGCCUCCACCUCCGCUUACACCAGCUCAGAACCAACCCCAGCAACAGCAGUCUCCUCAGGCACCACAGCAGACGCCGACAUCAACUGGAUUCUUUCAAUCAUCAGGCAUUGGGUUCUUCCCACCGGUGCAGGUGCAGCAAUCUCCAUCUGUGCAACGACAGUGAUUCAACGGCAUUCAUCAAGGCUUUAAAGGCAGCACCUUGUGCUAACUUUGUAUAUUAAACAAUAAUCCCCGAGUAUUAAGCUUUUACUGGUCCUGCAAUCGAAGCAGGAUCAAUGCUCACGAAUUGGAAAGAUUUGUAGAAUAGGCAUGUGGCUUUUGAGGUGUAUAACUGUUCCUUUUGGUCUGAGGAGUUUGUUUUAACUCUUCCUGGUCAUGUGAAGUAGUUACUUCCUUUUUUUGCACUUCCCCUUAAUUAGUCCCGAGGCAAACAAUAGUGACAGUAACAUUGUUGCUUAAGUGUUGCCCAAUGCUAGAACAGUUUUAGGGAUCAAAGAGUUGUAGAACUUACUGGUCAUAGUCUCAUAGAUAUGAUGUGAACUGCAAAUAUUUUUCCUGUUCAAAUUUAUUUAUUAUCAUUUUUAUUAUAA
Molecule: messenger RNA, 2422 nt
Organism: Phragmites australis (common reed)
Lineage: Eukaryota; Viridiplantae; Streptophyta; Magnoliopsida; Poales; Poaceae
Exons: 8
Coding region: 235-1995 (586 amino acids)
Biological process (GO): mRNA 3'-end processing
Cellular component (GO): RNA polymerase II, holoenzyme
Molecular function (GO): RNA polymerase II complex binding
Source: RefSeq, a predicted model, not a curated record